UCUCUCCUUUCGAUAGUUUUAUAACAAUAAAUAAAUAUAUAUUUUUUAAUUAUUUUAUGUCACUGACGAUGAGACAGAGUAUCUGAUUCUAUCAAUCUAAGAAGCAAUGAAUGAGGAGAAUCUUAAACAAGGCAACGAGCCACGUGGUCCGGAUAUUGCAGUGUGGGCACGGUCUGUCCUCCAUAGUCAGUUUUCUUCUUCGUUCCAAAAUUGGAAAUUUGGAACCUAGAGUUUGCGUUAUGUGAAAAAGGAAUGGGUCAGGCCUUCCGUCGAGCAUCUGGAAGAAUCCGUACAUCUUCUAGUAUCGAUCCGAUGCCGUCCACCUCGUCAAAAUCUAAUAGCGUCGUCGACAGGCGAUCACCGAUAGUGGGCCCCAGCGACGAUCUGAAUAUAUCGAAGACCGGCGACCAUGGCGCUCUUGAUCAUUCUGAUGGAACCUCAAGAAUCAAUGCCGAAAAUGUGCUUGAAGAUCGAAAUCCAAAGUAUGAUGCCAUGCUUAAUCAAAUGGUUGGUAGAAUUACGUCAAAGCCUGGAGGGAAGCCUGAGAUUGGAGAGGCAUCUGUGGUGGAAAAGUAUAGUAAACCCAUGCCAAAACUGCGAAAUACAAAACCGGAUUCUGGAACUUAUGAGGAAAGACCGGUCCCUGCGGGAAGUCUGAAUGUGGCACAGCUGCGCCACAUCAUCCUCCUGCACCAAGGCAAAGCUGACGACAAUGACGGACCUAUGAACGUCCAACAGAUUGCUGAAAAAUUCCGAGUUGACAUGGCACAGGUUGAAAGGAUUUUGCAGUCCCUAUCACUGCCUCCAGAGGAUAGCAGCAAACAUAAAAACAAUACAUGAAGAUCUUUAACUUCCACUUGCUCAGCAGAAUUCUGUUGAAUAAGAGAUGGUUUUGAAGGUUUCAUAAACUUUCAUUAAACAGUAGAUAUCCUAAUUUAAAGCAUAAAUUAGAAAUUUCAAGCUCAA
Messenger RNA from Carya illinoinensis, 966 nucleotides. RefSeq lists its product as uncharacterized. The transcript has 3 exons. The record is from RefSeq and is a predicted model, not a curated record. Bases 253 to 840 code for a protein of 195 amino acids. Lineage: Eukaryota; Viridiplantae; Streptophyta; Magnoliopsida; Fagales; Juglandaceae.